Cuculus canorus (common cuckoo) is the source of this 5780-nucleotide messenger RNA. It is a transcript of the gene KLB, whose product is annotated as klotho beta. Gene Ontology annotation, biological process: carbohydrate metabolic process; fibroblast growth factor receptor signaling pathway. Gene Ontology annotation, molecular function: hydrolase activity, hydrolyzing O-glycosyl compounds; fibroblast growth factor binding; fibroblast growth factor receptor binding. Bases 111 to 3131 code for a protein of 1006 amino acids. The transcript has 5 exons. The record is from RefSeq and is a predicted model, not a curated record. NCBI's taxonomy places the organism in Eukaryota, Metazoa, Chordata, Aves, Cuculiformes, Cuculidae.
AUAAGACACUCCAGCAGUUCGUUGCAAAUGAAGACGGUCUACACAGCAAGGACUACAGCGCAUGAAUGGAUUUUUUUCACUGUAAGUGAAAGAAGCUAUAAACCAGCAUAAUGCGUGGCCGACAGCUAGAAAGAUUUGCUGCUUUGUGGACAUUGUUUUUCAUAAGGAUAGUUACUGGGCUUGCUGGAGAGGGAAGAACUGUGUGGAAAAAGGACCCUCACUUCAGCCCCGUGAGUGAAAGACAGAUGUUUUUGUAUGACACUUUCCCCAAAGAGUUUCUCUGGGGUGUAGGGACAGGGGCUUUCCAGGUGGAAGGCAGCUGGAGAAAGGAUGGGAAAGGCUCCUCCAUCUGGGACCACUUCAUCCACUCGGAGUUUAGAGAUGCUGACAGCACAGAUGCCUCCAGUGACAGUUACACCUUGUUGGACAAAGAUUUGUCUGCUCUGGAUUUUUUGGGAGUUACUUUUUACCAGUUUUCUAUUUCAUGGUCAAGGCUUUUUCCCACUGGAGUGGUGACAGUUCCCAAUGAAAAAGGACUCCAGUAUUAUAACACCCUUAUUGACUUGCUACUCUACAGAAACAUUGACCCUGUGGUUACUUUGUACCAUUGGGAUCUGCCCUUGAUGCUGCAAGAAAAAUAUGGGGGAUGGAAAAACGAAUCAGUAAUAGAUAUCUUCAAUGACUAUGCCACCUUUUGCUUCCAGACCUUUGGGGAUCGUGUUAAGUAUUGGAUUACAAUCCACAAUCCUUAUUUAGUUGCUUGGCAUGGGUAUGGCACAGGUAUUCAUGCUCCUGGAGAGAGAGGGGAAAUAACAACCGUCUACUCUGUAGGACACAAUUUGAUCAAGGCUCAUGCAAAAGUCUGGCAUAACUACAAAAACAACUUUCAACCAUAUCAGAAGGGGAUGAUGUCCAUAGUGUUGGGAUCCCACUGGAUCGAACCUAACAAAUCAGAAGAUGCGUUGGACAUUGCUAAAUGUCAGCAAUCUAUGGAGAGAGUACUUGGAUGGUUUGCCAGUCCCAUUCAUGGGGAAGGCGAUUAUCCAGAAGAACUGAAAAAUGAAUUCUCGUUUUUGCCACGCUUUACUGAGGAUGAGAAAAGCUACAUAAAGGGAACAGCUGACUUCUUUGCAUUUUCCUUUGGUCCUAACAACUUUAAACCUCCAAACACUCUACCAAAAAUGGGACAAAAUUUGUCACUCAAUUUGAGAGAAGUACUGAACUGGAUUAAACUGGAAUACAACAAUCCUCGAAUCUUGAUUGCAGAGAAUGGUUGGUUCACUGACAGCCAUGUGAAAACAGAUGACACCACAGCCAUCUUCAUGAUGAAAAACUUCAUUAAUAAAGUUUUACAAGCUAUUAAAUACGACAACGUAGAUGUGUUUGGUUACACAGCCUGGUCACUUCUUGACGGCUUUGAAUGGCAACACACUUACAACAUCAGGCGCGGAUUAUUUUAUGUAGAUUUCAAAAGCGAAAAAAAGGAAAGGAUUCCCAAGUCAUCUGCACUUUAUUACAAACAAAUCAUACAAGAAAACGGCUUCUCCCCAAAGGAGUCUACCCCAGGCUUGCAAGCCCAGUUCUCCUGUGACUUCUCCUGGGGUAUCACCGAGUCUGUUCUUAAGGCAGAAUCUGUGGCUUCAUCACCGCAGUUCUGUGAUUCCAGCCUGUACGUCUGGAACAUCACAGGAGAUGGGCUUCUGCACAAAGUUAAAGGGGUGAAGCUAAAAACCCGACCAUCACAGUGCACAGAUUUUGUCAGUAUUAAAAAGCAACUUGACCUCCUGGAGAAAAUGAAAGUCACCCAUUACAGAUUUGCACUUGACUGGUCACUAAUUUUACCCAAUGGAGAUCUGUCAGUGGUCAACAGGCAAGUUCUUAGGUACUACAGAUGCGUCAUUAGCGAAGCACUGAAACUCAAUGUUCAGUCCAUGGUCACCUUGUAUUAUCCAACUCAUGCAUACCUGGGCCUGCCAGGGCCUUUGCUGCAGACAGGAGGUUGGUUGAACCAGUCCACUGCCUAUGCUUUUCAAGACUACGCAGCUUUAUGUUUCAGGGAACUUGGUGAUUUGGUUAAACUUUGGAUUACAAUAAAUGAGCCUAACCGGCUAAGUGAUGUCUAUAAUAGGAGCAGCAAUGACACGUAUCAGGCAGCACACAAUUUAUUAAUAGCACAUGCCAUGGCCUGGAGAAUAUACGAUGAGCAGUACCGCUCCUUUCAGCACGGCAAAGUGUCCCUGUCCCUGCAUUCAGACUGGGCUGAGCCUGCCAACCCCUUUUUUGAAUCUCAUUCAAAAGCUGCCAACAGGUUUCUUCAGUUUGAAAUAGGCUGGUUUGCCGAUCCUAUAUUUAAGACUGGGGACUAUCCAGCUGCUAUGAGGGAAUACAUCAGCUUUAAAAACAGAAAAGGCCUCUCAUACUCUUCGUUGCCAUCUUUCACAAGUGAGGAAAAGCAGCUCAUCAAAGGUGCAGCUGACUUCUAUGCAUUGAAUCAUUUCACCACCAGAUUCGUGAUUCAUGAACCUCAGAAUGGGAGCCAGUAUGAAUUUGAUCGUGACAUCCAAUUUCUGCAAGAUAUCACCUGCCUGAGCUCCCCUUCCCGUUUGGCAGUGGUGCCUUGGGGAGUGCGUGAAGUUCUCAGGUGGAUUAAAAAAAACUACGGUGACAUCGAUAUUUACAUCACAGCAAAUGGAAUAGAUGACCAGUCCUUGGACAAUGACCAGCUUAGAAAUUAUUACUUGAAAAAAUACGUACAAGAGGUUUUAAAAGCAUACUACAUUGAUAAAGUCAAGAUUAAAGGCUACUAUGCGUUUAAGCUGACUGAAGAAAAGUCUAAGCCCAGAUUUGGAUUCUUCACUUCAGAUUCAAAAGGAAAGCCUUCGAUAAAAUAUUACAAUAACCUGAUAAGCAACAAUGGCUUCCCUGCUGACUAUUCAGUUUGUGAUCCUGCCAACCAAGAAAAGCAGUGUAGCUUCUGCUUGUUUAUUUCUCAGAAGAAGCCAUUAAUAUUCUUCACCUGCUGUCUGUUCUCUACCCUCAUCUUGCUUUUAACCGUUAUUGUUUUUCACAAAAGAAAAAGAAGAAAACGUUUUAAGGCAAAAAACAUCCAGUGCAUCUGUGUUUCAUUUUAAAACAGUGGCACAAGCCCACUUCCAGUGAGAUUCAUCGCUGGUUGCAUUCCAGAGAGGAUGAUGCAGAUUGGGCAAGUGUAGAAAAGCACUACUUGAGUCACUCCAGUCAUACACACCAAGCAUUCAGUUUGAAAACAGAAAGCAAUUGUAUGUACAUAGAAGAAGAGCUAUGAAAGCAUUUUUUUCUGGUGAAAUUACUUUUAUCCACCUUCUGCAGGUAGAAGAAAAAUUAAACUCUUUCUAAAAAAAAGAACAUUUUUAUGAACUUUCCUAUUGCUUGGAAGAACCUUUAAAACAGUUUGACUUGAAAAAGCUAUUAAGCUGCAAGAACUGAUAUGCACUUUUCUAUGAACCUCUUUGGACCAAAGCGUCUCAUGACGUUUAUUCAUGUUUUGAGUGUUGUUGAAUAUUAAACCACAGUUGUUAGGCUUUACAAAUAAAAGUGUUAUUAAAACUCACAACCUUUCAACUAAGUGCAACAUCACCAAUGAAAUGAGCUGGGCCAGCUUCUGAAGAUACCUCUAAAAGAACAAAUCCAAGUUAACUCCAAUAUUGACCAACAUACCUACCUGUAUCUCUUAGGUGCUGGGUAAAGCAGAAAUCAGAUAUUAACAUUUCAAGUAAAUGUAACUGGACCCACAGGAGACAAGUCAAAAUAAUAUCCAACCACUACUUUUCAUCUCCAAAAUGGGGCAGCCAUAAAAUUAUUUUCCUUGCAGAUAACAUAAAAAAACACCAUUAACCAUUGAAAGAGAUUGAUAAUACAACUCUAAAUUGCCCUUUUUCAUAGAAAUAAAUACAUAUUAUCAUCUUAUCUCUGGUCAAGUGCCAGUGCAAGCCACAGGAGAGAUAAAACAAUGAGUUCAUUGCUGUUGCUGCAUUAAACAAAAGCUACAAAGCCAGGCAUAAUGCUCUUAGAAGACAAAUGAGGCUGCUAAUCUAAUUUAAACUUCUCAGGCACCAAACCCAGAGGUUUCCCUUGGUCUGGUUUUAGUCAUCUCAAAACGAGCCCAAUAGGCUUUACCUGUAAACUGUACCAUCAUUUUAAAUUCACAUUGCCCAGCUUUUUUCAGUCGUGGCAUCAAAUUGCGUGGUCAGAGCAUCACUGCCCAGGCAGGUGCCACACACCUCUGGAGGACAGAGAAGCUGCUCUAGAAAUGGAAAGAAGGGCAAAAAGAGGCAUCAGUUAAAUUCCUGCUGCCUUCCUCCACCUCACAACCUUCUUUUCCAAUGGCUAGUACCAUUUUCAAGACACAGUGACACCUCCAACCUAUUCCCAAAAGCAGCUAGUUACCUCACCCCAGUGCUUCUGAAGAAACAACAUAUCAAUGGUCUUUUCCAACCACAUCUGAAGCCAAGACAGCAUCAAAACCAAGGUGAUAAAGUACUAUGAUAAAGUAAACAAUAACCUAAUCAGUAUUAUAGCUUCUUACAAACUACCAGAAACUCUGUGGAAAUGCUACUUUGACUUUUGCAACUGAACUCCAAACUCCCAGUACUCAACCUAGCCUUGAGUUCAUAAAUGCAUGAGACUAUUUAUCCAUUAUAUUUCAAGUACUGGUUAACAUCACAGCAGGUUCAUGAAUUCAAAAGCUAAGUACCAGUAAAAAGAUGAAGAACUCUGGCCCAUUUUAUACUAUGAAAUGUCCAAGCAGUGCAGCAAGCAGCACAGGUGUUAAGAAGCACAUGCAUACUUCUAUUACCCAAAGACAUGAACCAGUUAACUCAGCAACCGAGGGAUCAAACUACUGAAGCAUACUACAGGGAAACUCAACUCCUUGUGCACUGUAGGAGCACAAGAAUUUUGGAAGGUUCCUUUAGCCGCACAACUCCCAACAGCACAAGAACUCAUCUUAAAAAUGUUAAGCAGGCCUUCCAUGUACCAAGUCCGCAGCUCAGCACCAUUUCUUUUCCAGGCUUGGAGAUUGCUACUGCACACCCCUGCUGAACUCUGUAGAAUCAUUCCAGUGGAUGCUUUGGGUGAAUUUCUUAGGCACUCAUAGAUGCUUUCCUCAACAUUAUGCUUUAAGCCAUUUGUUGACAACUGUGUUUCUGCACAAUCCUAGUAUUCUUUUGUGAAUCUUUUUUCAAAACUGAAUGCAGUAAAGCGAUAAAGUGGAUUUUACUAUAGAACAGAAAUAGCACAAUCUCCCAACUAGAUGUUACAAUGGCAAGACUACUAAUCCAAGAAAAAAAUCCCCAGAGCAGCAUAUCCCUAGAUGACAGAAACCACUGCUAGUGAAACUCGGCAGUAAGCUCUGCGUUAUCUCCAAGGUCAAGUCCUUGGUUUUCUUAAUUAAGCAAUAUAGCUGCAGUAUCAUGUUUUCAGACUACUACUUCUAUCUCUGUAUUUAGUUUAACUAGUCUUAUAAAUCUGGUUCUACUGAUUCAUUUUGAUCAACUUCAGAUUGUCAUCACAAGUGUGAAUUUCCCUCAAGAAACUGCACACAGAAACCAGUUUUUGCAGUUUGAGGUUCUGAAAUGAUGUGAAAGAACACUUGCCUCCUUUCUGUGAGAACAAUGUUUUUGCUAUUUCUUAAAGCUAUGAUUUAAAACUACCAGUUCAUGGCUUUAUACCCCGAGUCUACACUUUGCCAGUACAACGUUUCCAAACAUCAGACUUUGUUCAGUCCAAUUGUUCUCGAAGAC